AUGGAAUACACUUAUCGCUGUUACCGUUGCAACUUCAACCUUCACGUCAGAUGUGCUUCUUUACUACCCACCUUGGAAGCUGAAUUCCAUGACCAUCCAUUGACACCCAUUUGGAAGUGGAUAACGUUCACUUGCGACCUUUGUGGCAUAAAAGAAGACAAAGGUAUGCCUUAUCUGUGUAAUCCAUGUGGUUUAUUGAUUCAUAGAAAGUGUGCUUAUUUCCCACGUAGACUCAAAGUUGUAUGUCACAAGCACCCUCUCCACAUCACCCAUUCUUCUCUUGAACUUGAUGAAUCCAACUCCCGAUUUUGUCUACUCUGUGUUCAAAAAGUGGACACACGCUAUGGGCUUUACUAUUGCUCCAAAUGCGAUUUCGUUGCCCACCUCAAUUGUACUUUAGACUGGAGAAAUAGGGAGGACAUAAAUUUGUUGGAAAUUAAAGAUGGAGAGAAUGAAGAUGCAGAGCUCAAUCAAUGUGUUGAGUCAGCAACAGCUUACAAAUCUUGCAAUGGCUUUCUCUACACUUGCCAAACAUGUCAUGUUGAACUUGAUGUUCAAUGUAGUUUGCUCUCAGACAUCCUUAUCCACGAAGGUCAUAAGCACCAACUUUUCCUCUCCUUCACAGGCAAUGAACAGAGUUGUAGCAGUUGUGGUUCUAAAAUUUACUUUGUAUUCCGUUGUACCACUUGUGAAUUUGCACUUGACUUUAAAUGUGCUACACUACCACAAACCACAAGGUACAAACAACACGAGCACCCCUUCAAUCUUAGUUAUACAGCUGAAGAUGAUUCUGGUGAAUAUUACUAUAAUAUCUGUGAAGAAGAAAGAAACUCAAACCAUUGGUUCUACUACUGUGCAGAUUGCACUUAUCCCGCACAUCCCGAAUAUAUUCUCGGGAAAUAUCCAAAUAGGAAGUAA
Quercus lobata is the source of this 918-nucleotide messenger RNA. RefSeq lists its product as uncharacterized. The record is from RefSeq and is a predicted model, not a curated record. NCBI's taxonomy places the organism in Eukaryota, Viridiplantae, Streptophyta, Magnoliopsida, Fagales, Fagaceae. The transcript is spliced from 2 exons. The coding region runs from base 1 to 918 and encodes 305 amino acids.